Botrytis deweyae is the source of this 945-nucleotide messenger RNA. RefSeq lists its product as uncharacterized. The coding region runs from base 1 to 945 and encodes 314 amino acids. NCBI's taxonomy places the organism in Eukaryota, Fungi, Ascomycota, Leotiomycetes, Helotiales, Sclerotiniaceae. The transcript has a single exon. The record is from RefSeq and is a predicted model, not a curated record.
AUGUUUUCAAAACUACGAUCCAAAUUAUCUCGUGUCUUAAGUCCGGAUAAAAAAGAAGGCACGAUUUAUCAAAAGGUCAACGAUGCCGAGAAGGAAGCCCAAUCCAAUCGCAAUGACGAAACGAAGAAAAACACAUACCAGUCUUCAAGAGAACGCAAUAGAUCCAUCGACAGUCUAGAGAGAACACGUUGUCUCCUCAAUCUAAUGAGGCAUAAUGUCAACGAUGCCGAGAAGGAAGUCCAAUCCAAUCGCAAUGACGAAACGAAGACAAAUACACAACAAUCUCCAAAAAAACGCGACACAUACGUCAACAGCCCAGAGAGAACACGUUGUCUCCUCAAUCUACUGAGGCAUGAUCCGAGGAAUGAUAAUCUUCCACCCUACUCCUCCACUCAAACAUCACGUCCGAGUUCGGGACUUCCUAGUCAACAAAAACCAUCCAUCAAGGGAAAAGAAAUUAAGAAUGACAGGCCUCCUCCUUACGGAUUACCCGAGAACAUGAGUUCGGCAUCCCGUCGCCAGUAUAUCAGGGGUUUAAUUGAUAGAAGAAAAGCCGAAAUCCAAACUUUGGAACAACAAUUAGAGGAAGAAACUGGAAAAGCAAGACCUUCAUCUACGGGUACAACUUUGCGGGUCGGAGAAUCUUCGUCUAUACAUGUUACUUUGCAGAGAGAAGCGGCACAGGAAGAAACAGGGGAGGAAGGAAUUCCGAGUACAGUUUCAUCUUCUCAGACAAAAGGAACAAUGCAAGAUAUGGAAUAUUAUAUUCAAUAUUAUAUUCCAGACUGCAAAUACCGGGGUGCACUUGCAAGAAAUAUGAAGCGGUUGCAAGAAUUGAAAAACGAGACAAAUUUGGCAAAAAAGGAACGCGAAAGAUCGAGUCUUGAACAUGACUUGAGUGUAGGAGGAGAUACCUUGAUCUACUGGUGUGGCCAGCGAAAAUAG